AGCUGCUUCAGCCGCUGCCGCGCCUGGGUCCCGUCCGUCUGGGCCGGUCCGACCCGGUCUGGCCCGCCCGGGCUCAGCGGCCGCGGGGCCGCGGCUCCCAGUGGAAAUUAUGUGACAGAAUAUUUGAGUGACAUCUUCCUGAAAGAUCUUCGAGAAUUACAGAAGACAAAAAUACUAAUGCAUUUGAGAAAGUGAAGUUCGGGGGGAGGGGAAAAAAAACUGCUUUCCUGCUCUGCAACUUGGCUGGUUCUGGUUGCUAAGAUGUCUGUGGACAUGAAUAGCCAGGGGUCUGACAGCAAUGAAGAGGACUAUGACCCAAAUUGUGAGGAGGAGGAAGAGGACGAGGACCCAGGGGACAUAGAGGACUAUUAUGUGGGAGUGGCUAGCGAUGUGGAGCAGCAGGGAGCCGAUGCCUUUGAUCCCGAGGAGUACCAGUUCACCUGCUUGACCUACAAGGAGUCCGAGGGUGCCCUCAACGAGCACAUGACCAACUUAGCCUCUGUCCUAAAGGCCGUUGAUGCUCACUGCCAUCAGCUGCAUCCUCCCUAUGGCACUGGUAUCUCAUUCAGUUGCUAAACUUAUAUUAGUUAAUUUCCACUGGCAAGUUGCAGAGAUAUUGGACAGGUACAAGUCUAAUUCUGCUCAGUUGCUCGUUGAGGCUCGAGUUCAGCCCAAUCCAUCGAAACAUGUCCCCACGGCCCAUCCCCCUCAUCACUGCGCAGUGUGUAUGCAGUUUGUGCGGAAGGAAAACCUACUCUCUCUGGCCUGUCAGCACCAGUUUUGCCGCAGCUGCUGGGAGCAGCAUUGCUCAGUACUUGUCAAGGACGGCGUGGGUGUGGGAGUCUCUUGCAUGGCUCAGGACUGCCCACUCCGAACACCAGAGGAUUUCGUGUUUCCAUUGCUGCCCAACGAAGAAUUGAGAGAUAAAUACAGGCGCUACCUCUUCAGGGACUAUGUGGAAAGUCAUUACCAGCUCCAGCUCUGCCCUGGUGCAGACUGCCCCAUGGUUAUCCGGGUACAGGAGCCCAGAGCUCGCAGAGUACAGUGCAAUCGGUGCAACGAGGUCUUCUGUUUCAAGUGUCGUCAGAUGUAUCACGCCCCCACAGACUGCGCCACAAUCCGGAAAUGGCUCACGAAAUGUGCGGAUGACUCUGAAACAGCCAACUACAUUAGUGCUCACACUAAAGACUGUCCCAAGUGCAACAUCUGCAUUGAGAAGAACGGAGGCUGCAAUCACAUGCAAUGCUCCAAGUGUAAACACGACUUCUGCUGGAUGUGUCUAGGAGAUUGGAAGACCCAUGGCAGCGAGUACUAUGAGUGCAGUCGGUACAAGGAGAACCCCGACAUUGUCAACCAGAGCCAGCAAGCCCAGGCCAGAGAGGCCCUCAAGAAGUACUUGUUCUACUUUGAGAGGUGGGAAAACCACAAUAAGAGCUUACAGCUGGAGGCACAGACAUACCAGCGGAUUCAUGAAAAGAUUCAGGAGAGGGUCAUGAAUAAUCUGGGGACGUGGAUCGACUGGCAGUACCUACAGAAUGCUGCCAAGCUCUUGGCCAAGUGUCGAUACACCCUGCAAUACACAUACCCGUAUGCAUACUACAUGGAAUCUGGACCCAGGAAGAAGCUGUUUGAAUACCAGCAGGCUCAGCUGGAGGCUGAGAUCGAAAACCUGUCAUGGAAAGUGGAGCGUGCAGACAGCUAUGACAGAGGGGAUUUAGAGAACCAGAUGCACAUAGCAGAGCAGCGGAGGAGAACCCUGCUGAAGGAUUUCCAUGACACGUAGGUUGGGACACGGAUGUGCCGGAGUGAGGAAGAUGUGGCUGCGAGGUCUCCUGGCUGCCAUAACUGCAUGCUGCAGGCUCUUCCUUUCACGACCCCAGGCAACAGCCAGGGCACCACUCCUGAGAGACACUGGCCACACACUUCUUAGUCGAUUUCUGUUUUCUUCUCAUCUUUUUGCUUUUUAUUUCUAUCAGGGUAGAGGCCAUGUUGAAUUGGCCACUUUUCAGGACUUUUAAUUCCCCCGGAUGGUUGUUGGGAGGGAGGGAAAGUUUUUUCUGAAUGACUAUUAAUAGUAUUAGAGCAUUACAACUUACGUAAUUUUCAAAAGUUGUACAAUUAUACAAAAAAGGGCAAACCAUAGAAUUACACAGAACCCUUUUUAAAAAUAAAUUGGCAUUGGAGUGUUUUACCUUCUAGCUAUUUUACUUAGAAUGUAAUAUAUACUGCCUGCCCAUCCUGGCUCAGAAUUGUCUACUGCAGGAGGGCCCCACAGUGGUCUCUGCUUUCCAGAUUCAUAUGUGUUUGGUCACAGCUAGAAGUCCCAGUGGAAGAGCAUGGUUGGCAGGUGGGGAAUUGAGUUGGCCUGUGUAACAGGCAUGGAGCACAGGGAAUCACAUCAUGCCUUCUGACUGGUCCUUGUAGACCCUUUUGUGGUCAGGUGUACCUGCCUUACCUUGGUAGUGAGGAGACAAUACAGAAUAGGGUCUUGCUAUAGGGUGUUCUCAUCUCUGACAGUGCUGCAUAUCUGUGGGCUCAUCUUUAUUCUUGAAAAUGAGGUCUACCUGAGUCUGGCUACUGAGGCCACAGCCCACAGCCAAGCAUAGAUGGCCUUGUGGCCCUCUAGACCAGGGGACACGAGUUCAGCACGGUGUUUCCUUUUGUCUCCUAAAGAUAGAAAUGCACUUUUAAAGGGAAUCAUUCCCCAAAAUAAAUUUGUUUCACCUUGGUCCCUUCUUUUGUGCCAGUGUUCUAGUGGUGUACCUCUGACCAGGUUCACAUGUGGCCAUACCUGGCACUGUCCUGCUACACUCUCUUCUGGUAAACUUCAGGGUGAGAGUUCAGCAUGGCCCUCCCAAGGGCACUGGUCUCCCUGGCUCAGGGGCCUUGUUUGCACAAGUUAUUUUCCUGUAUUCCUGUGUUACCUGGAGUGUGUCCGGCAGCUGCUCUAGAGGUUGGGUGCUCUCCCCCUUGCCUGGUUCCAGCUGUUGAAGGACACCAUCUUUAGGGUCUGGGAGUCUGAGGCCAGGAGGGUCCAGGGAAGAGGGCCAGCUUUUGCAUAGUUGAGUGCAAAGGAGCAAGUGGUUUGCAUGAUAUCCUACUUGACCUGAACCUGGUCCAGUGGUCCUCUGAAAAGUUACAUCUGUGAUUCUUGGAGUUUCUUUGGCUUUGUUCAGUGCCUCUACUCUGAGGCUAGCAGAGCCUGUCUAUACUUGACAGGGCCUCCUUGACCUCCUGGAAGAGUUGCUUGGGAGAUCUGUGAAUGUUGUGUUGGAAAUUCUUUGAUAUCCAAACAUUUUCACCUCAGCCAUUUCCCAGGUGCCAUGUAAACUGUAAACUGAAUCACUCUUGAAGACAGAGAACAGCUGUGAAUCUGGGGUCAUGGGUAUAUGGUUGGCUACAGGCUCCCUUUCUACCCCCCUCAGGUUUUGUCUCUUCCUGUCAUCUCCUGUAAGGGAGGAACUGUGGGGUGAGGUGAGAGAAUAAGUUAGGAAUGUAGCAAAUGAACCCAGAAUUGGACAGUGGGGAGCUAACUGAACGAGGAGAGUACCUGCUGCAGGACCUAGGGGUGGGAUGUGAAUGCUGUGCUGGCACAUGGAAGAUCCUGGUGUCUGGAUCCUUUAUCUCUCCACUGAAUCUUUUCUGUGUCACCGCCAUGGCGCGGACCCGAGUUGCAGCUGUGUACCGUAAGUCACACCCUGAGUAUCCCUGGGCAUUUUUUGGACUGCACAGCCACCAUGUAGUGCACUUGAAUCCAGCUGUGGCUCCAGCCACUGAAGCUGUGGGAAGUUCUGUGCCUAGACUACAGCAUGCAGCCCUUGACCUGUGGAGAGCUUCCUUUUGUGCCCCCAGUGGCUGUCUUUCAUUAACAUCAUCAGGAAGAUGGGAAAGGUCAGGCAGAAUUUUUCUGCCCUACAAAUAGAAGAUAAAGGAAGGCACAGUGUUUUCAUGAAUUUGCCAUAUCUUUGUUUUCUUUGAGAAAAAGUUGAGGCAAUGUCAUCUGCUCAAAGUUGAGUUGGUUUAUUCAAAAUAAACUGAAAUUUUCUGAUUA
This is a messenger RNA of Ceratotherium simum simum (southern white rhinoceros), 4051 nucleotides long. The record is from RefSeq and is a predicted model, not a curated record. NCBI's taxonomy places the organism in Eukaryota, Metazoa, Chordata, Mammalia, Perissodactyla, Rhinocerotidae.